Vicia villosa (hairy vetch) is the source of this 852-nucleotide messenger RNA. RefSeq lists its product as uncharacterized. The coding region runs from base 1 to 852 and encodes 283 amino acids. Gene Ontology annotation, molecular function: DNA binding. Lineage: Eukaryota; Viridiplantae; Streptophyta; Magnoliopsida; Fabales; Fabaceae. The record is from RefSeq and is a predicted model, not a curated record. The transcript has 5 exons.
AUGGCUAGAGCAAAUUCCACCCUUCCCAUCUCUUUCUUCGAGAUUAUUCUUCAAACCAAUCUUAAAACUAUUAAAAUACUGAAUAAGUUUACAAGGAGUCACGGAGCUGGUCUACCAAAUCCAGUGAUGAUGAAGCCUCCUGAUGGCACUAAAUGGAAAGUGUUUUGGAAAAAUAUCAAUGGUGAGAUUUGGUUUCAAAAGGGUUGGAAUACUUUUACUAAAAACUACUCUCUACAAUAUGGUUGUUUGGUAGUGUUUAAGUAUAAGGAAGGAAGUGUUGAUGAUGAAUCAAUUGAGAUUUUGAAUGAAAGACUUAAUAAGAAGAAGGCUACACAUAAGUUACCAUUAGUUUCUCCUAGACGUCAUAAAAAAGUUAUAGGUGAGAUUAAGGAGACUAGUGGAAGAACUACAUCAUUGAAUUGUCCAAGAGAAAAUAGUGCUCAAGAAUCUUUUGUGCUACUUCAUGUGUCACUGCUUCACGAGCCGCCUCACUUAGGAGCUAAUUGUCUUAAUGUUUCUGCCAUUUCAGGGGUUAGUACUGGUGGACAUGAUGACCCUUCUCCAUCUGCCAUUCUCGGGACAAGUGUGUUGGAAGAGAAUGUUGGUGAUAAGGGGACCAAUUAUAUGGAAGAGAAUAUGGGUGAUGAGGGGACCAAUGAUAUGGAAGAGAAUAUGGGUGAUGAGGGGACUACUGAGAUGGAAGUGAAUUUGGGUGAUGAAGAGACCACAGAGAUGGAAGUGAAUUUGGGUGAUAAGUGGACCAUUGAGGGAAUAAACUGUAACCAAGAAGAUAUUGAGGAGUUCACUAUAGCCAAGGAGAUAUGGAAAUUAAGGGUCCUAAUGAGGGACUAA